Messenger RNA from Paramecium sonneborni, 884 nucleotides. The record is from the annotation of a GenBank genome assembly. Lineage: Eukaryota; Ciliophora; Oligohymenophorea; Peniculida; Parameciidae.
AUGGAAUAAUAAUAUAAAGGUAGGAAAUUAAUCAUUUAUUAAGAGUAAUUACUGAACCUGGAGAAACAAAUACAAGUAGUCAAUAGUUUUUUAGUACAAAUACAUUAUUUUUAAAUAAUAUUGGAUUGAGUACAAAUAUAUCAUCGAGCACUUUGAGACAUACAGCCCCUUAGAUUUCAUUUCCAAAAGCAAAUAGAUUUAAUACUUAAUCUUAAAUUUAAUUGCCAACUAAAUUGGAAUUGGCAUCAUAAUUGGGAAAAAGGUUGUAAACAUAAAAUGAAUAAAUAUUUUAUACAGAUACACUUAAUAAGGAUUCGGUAAUAAGAAGGUGUUUCAAUAUGAAUGGUAAAAAGUGAAUGCAAAAGAAUUCCCUAGUCCUGAUAGAUAUUAAGUGAGAUAAGAACCAGGAAAAGAUUAAUAUAAGAGAUCAUUUGGAUUAUCUUGGGAAGCAUAUUCUAAGACUUAUUUACCACAUAAUAAACAUUAAGCUCCAGAAGUAGCUAAGUUUUUACCAGGUAUAUUAUUUUAUAAAUAUAAGGUCCUGGAGAAUAUUAUGUACGUUAAGAUUUAGGAUAACAUAGAUAUUAAGUUUAAUUGAAGGGUAAGGGUAAGAUGUUUAAUGAUCAAAGAGAAAAUGGUGUUCCUGGACCUGAAACUUAUUAACCUUCAAUAUCAUUGAUACUUCCUAAUAGAUUUUCUGUAAUUGUUUUAUUACAAAUAUUGUUUAGAAAAUCUCUUAAGGGAUUGGAGAAAAAAAGGAUCCCUUUAAAUCCUUAAGUUUCACUCCUGGACCAGGAAGAUAUCAAUCAAAUUCAGCUUUUGAUAAAGUUUCCAAAAAAAGAGAAUUCAUUACAAAACCUGGAGAAAAAAGACCAUUCAUAUGA